AUGUCAACUGAAAACACCGAGACCGCCGGCUCCUUGGCCGACCGCAUCACCAAGCCCGAUGAAUCUGUGCAGCCUGCCACCUCCAACGGUUCUACCGAAGAGAAGAAGGAUGACGGUGCUGGCGUAGCUGCCCAGGGAUCAAGUCUGCAGGAGCCCGAGUUCGACGUCGAGGUCAAGCUGAGUGACCUCCAAGCGGACCCGAACAACCCUCUGUUCUCCGUCAAGCGGUUCGAGGAUCUCGGCCUUGACCCCCGUAUCCUGAAAGGCCUGUCCGCGAUGAAUUUCCGAAAGCCGUCCAAGGUGCAAGAGCGUGCGCUGCCCCUGUUGAUGCACAAUCCUCCCAAGAACCUCAUUGGGCAAUCUCAGUCUGGUACUGGCAAGACGGCUGCCUUUGUUUUGAACGUUUUGAGCCGUCUUGAUCUCUCCACCGAGGAAAUGCGGGCGACUCCUCAGGCCCUCAUUCUAGCUCCUACCCGUGAGCUUGCUCGUCAGAUUGGUGGCGUGAUCCGCGACAUCGGUCAGUUCCUUGAGGGGUUGACCAUUGGCAUUGCUGUUCCCAUGGACCCGUCUGAGCGCCCCAAGCGCAUGACCGCUGCGGCCGUCGUUGGAACACCCGGCACCGUCGCCGAGCUGAUCAAGCGACGAAUCCUGAACCCUACCCAGUUCAAGGUCCUCGUCCUGGACGAGGCUGACAAUAUGCUCGAGGGACAGGGUCUGGGCGACCAGUGCAUCCGCACCAAGGGCAUGCUGCCCAGGAACAUUCAAGUGGUCCUCUUUUCUGCAACAUUCCCUCCCCUUGUCCGCACCUACGCCAUGAAGUUUGCUCCGGAAGCCAACGAGAUCACCCUGCGCCACGAGGAGCUGACCGUCGACGGGAUCAAGCAGCUGUACAUGGACUGUGCGACCGACGAGCAAAAGUACAACAGUCUGGUCCAGCUUUAUGGACUGCUGACCGUUGGCUCGUCUAUCAUCUUCGUCGGAACUCGUGUGGCAGCCGCGGAGAUUGAGAAGCGCAUGACCGCGGAGGGACAUACGGUGGCUUCCCUCACUGGUGGUAUUGAUGGCGCUCAGCGUGACGCGGUCAUUGAUGCCUUCCGCAGUGGUGAGGCCAAGGUGCUCAUCACAACCAACGUCCUCGCUCGUGGCAUUGACGUGUCCACGGUCUCCCUCGUCGUCAACUACGACGUUCCGGUGGUCAUUCCUCAAGGCAGUCGUCAGCGCCAGCCUGACUUCCAGACCUAUCUCCACCGUAUCGGUCGGACAGGUCGUUUCGGUCGAAUUGGUGUGGCCAUCACCUUCGUGUCGAACCGGGAAGAAUGGAACUGGCUUCGACAGAUCCAGGAACACUUUGGCUGCGCAAUCGAGCAGCUGGACACUUCGGACUGGGACGAGGUCGAGCGGAUGAUCAAGAAGACCAUCAAGAACACCCGGGCACAGGCGAAAUUCGCGACAGGUCAGUAG
Messenger RNA from Penicillium oxalicum, 1461 nucleotides. RefSeq names its product ATP-dependent RNA helicase DBP5 (gene dbp5). The record is from RefSeq and is a predicted model, not a curated record. Gene Ontology annotation, molecular function: ATP binding; RNA binding; RNA helicase activity. NCBI's taxonomy places the organism in Eukaryota, Fungi, Ascomycota, Eurotiomycetes, Eurotiales, Aspergillaceae. The transcript has 4 exons. Gene Ontology annotation, cellular component: cytoplasmic stress granule; nucleus. Gene Ontology annotation, biological process: poly(A)+ mRNA export from nucleus. Bases 1 to 1461 code for a protein of 486 amino acids.